Messenger RNA from Stylophora pistillata, 877 nucleotides. Its product is annotated as arginase-1. Lineage: Eukaryota; Metazoa; Cnidaria; Anthozoa; Scleractinia; Pocilloporidae. Gene Ontology annotation, cellular component: nucleus; cytosol; cytoplasm. The record is from RefSeq and is a predicted model, not a curated record. Gene Ontology annotation, molecular function: manganese ion binding; arginase activity.
GUUCUUUUUCUCUACAGCAUAUCAGUUGGUUCAGUUUUUGGCCAUGCAUCUGUUACAAGAGACCUUGGUUUACUUUGGGUUGAUGCUCACAUGGAUAUCAACAGUCCCACUACUACUAAAUCUGGAAAUCUUCAUGGAAUGCCCCUCUCCAUGUUAAUCAAUGGCAUACCAGAGUUUCCUUCCCCACCUGGAUAUGAAUGGUGCUCUCCAUGUUUGUCUCCAAAGGAUAUUGCUUACAUUGGACUCAGAGAUGUCGAACCACAAGAAAGGGACAUCUGUGAACAAUUGGGGAUUGCUGCAUACAAUAUUGAUGAUAUUGACAAAGAUGGAAUAGGGGUCAUACUUGAAAAGGCUAUGGAAAAAAUCAAUCCUGAUGGAAAUCGCCCGAUUCAUGUAAGUUACGAUAUUGAUUCCUUGGAUCCAAAAGAGGCUCCAAGCACGGGAACACCAGUGAGAGGGGGUCUCACACUGGAUGAGGGAAUUUACAUUGCUCAGAUUUUGGCACAGUCAGGAUGCCUGUCUGGGAUUGAUGUAGUGGAAUUCAACCCAGCCAUUGGAACUGAGGAAGAAGUACUGAAAACUGCCCAAAACACAAUGAAACUUAUUGAAAUCUUACUGGGUCAGGAGAGUCACUUAAAAGAAGCUCCUCUGCCUCCAGUUGACGACAGCAAAGCUUCAAGUGGAUGAUAGACAAGCAAAGGCUGGGUCAAUUUUUUUGCAAGGGGCUGUUUGAGACAAAAGAGACUGAGCAGGGUUAGAGGGCCUGGUUGGGUAAGAGGGGCCUGAUGGGGUAAGAAGAGCCUGGUGGGGUAAGAGGGGCCUGAUGGGGUAAGAAGGGGCCUGGUGGGGUAAGAGGGGCCUGAUGGGGUAAGAAGGG